Messenger RNA from Debaryomyces fabryi, 1050 nucleotides. RefSeq names its product MFS transporter. The record is from RefSeq and is a predicted model, not a curated record. The coding region runs from base 1 to 1050 and encodes 349 amino acids. Gene Ontology annotation, molecular function: transmembrane transporter activity. The transcript has a single exon. Gene Ontology annotation, biological process: transmembrane transport. NCBI's taxonomy places the organism in Eukaryota, Fungi, Ascomycota, Pichiomycetes, Serinales, Debaryomycetaceae.
AUGUGUCUUAUUGGUGGUUCGUUGGCUGACAUUUGGGAAGCCAGAGAGAGAGGUGCUGCAAUGGCAAUUUUUUCAGCCGCUCCAUUUUUAGGUCCAGUUAUGGGUCCAAUCUUUGGUGGUUUGCUUGGUGAUUAUGCACCAACCUGGAGAUGGAUCUAUUGGUGUUUUUUGAUCAUUGCAGGUUUCUUCUAUGUUAUUUUCGUCCUUGUUCUUCCUGAAACCCAUCAUCAAACAAUUUUAAAGAGAAGAGCUAAGAAAUUGAGAAAGGAUACUGGAGAUGAUAGAUAUAGAGCAGUUUCUGAAUUAAAAAUCAAGACUUUUAAGCAAGUUUGUAAUGAUUCAUUCUUACGUCCAUUCAUUUUAUUAUCGGAGUUAAUUGUGUUUUUGAUGACUUUAUACAUGUCAGUUGUCUACGGCUUGUUAUACAUGUUUUUCUUUGCCUACCCUGUUAUCUAUGGUGAAGGUAAGGGUUGGAGUGAUUCUAAGAUUGGUAUUAUGUUUAUUCCAAUUGGUGUUGGUGUGCUUAUUGCUACCGCCUGUGCUCCUUUCAUUAAUAAAGAUUAUAAUAGGCGAGCACAAGUCUAUAGAGAUAGAGGGGAAUUACCACCAGCCGAAUUAAGAUUGAUUCCUAUGAUGGUAAGUUGUUGGUUUGUUCCUGCUGGCUUAUUCUCUUUUGCAUGGUCCUCUUAUCCUAGCGUAUCGUGGGCUGGACCUUGUUUCAGUGGACUUGCAGUCGGUUUUGGAUUUUGCUGUUUGUAUAACCCAGCCAAUAAUUAUAUUGUCGAUUCUUAUCAACACUAUGCUGCAAGUGGAUUAGCAGCUAAAACUCUUGUCAGAUCUAUAUGGGGUGCCUGUGUUCCAUUAUUCACUAUUCAAAUGUAUCAUAGAUUAGGUUAUCAAUGGGCCUCGAGUUUAAUGGCUUUCAUCUCAUUAGCAUGUUGUGCAAUUCCAUUUGGAUUUUACUAUUACGGUGCUAAGAUCAGAACUUAUUCCAAAUAUGCUUACGCUCCUGAUAGUUCAGCUGCAAAGGAUAGCGAAAAUCAAAAAUAG